UUGUGUCUCUCUCUUCCUUGGUCGACAAACAUCACAAAUCACUUCUGCAACUGAAUUUGUAGCCCAGGUGGGACCCCCUUGUCCACUGGUCAACUCCAGAACCUCUUGGGGAGUGUCAGAUCCACGGACUGGGUGAGUUUAUUUCUGUCUGUCGCAGGGAGUGCGCUGGAACCCACCAGAAAGAGGUGAGGUGGUGGUGAGUUGAAUUCCUACAUAAUUCCUUUAAUUUGGAAAUGGGACAAGGUGUAGCGAAAGGUACUUUGUUAUCGGAAAUCUGGAAUAGUUGGAGCAAAAUUGCUAGGUACCCGUGGGUAGUCAAGAAAAAGGGCUGUGGAAUUGUGUCAAGGUACCUGGCUGGAUAUGACUUGGGACUAGAGAUCAAAAGUGGCCAUCAGUGGGUAGUUUUAACUUUGGCCACCUAAAGUUUUUAAAGCUACUAUUGGGAGACCAUUUCCCACCUCACAUCAGUGACUGGUUUGUUUGGGAUAAUUAGUGACAUGAUAGAUCUAGUGGCGAUUAUACAAACCAGUCUUACAAAAAUAAGAUAAAUAAUAACGACAAACCCAAGGCACCUCCUUAGUGACCGCUAUUCAUGCGAGCUCCAGCAGCUGCUAUAGAUGUGUCUUUGUCUCCUUUGCCUGCUAUCGACUUUUACCACUCCUUCAGUUCCUCCUUUUGCACCUCCUGCUUUCCCUCCAACAGCUGUGCAAGUUUUGCUGAAGGAGGUGCUUAUUCCUCCUCCAGCGGUAGGGGCAACCGUAACAAGAGUUAUGUGUGCCAUUUGGGCCAGCAGAUUUGGUGGUGUGGCAGCAACAAAUGCCCUGACUCCAGGGUUGAACCUGGAAAAGCUUCAGCAGGCGAUUAGGGGAAUUUUUAGGGCGUAUGACCCUGAUGUUUGUUGGUUACUGGAAACUGUAUUUACCCCUUAAGAGUAAGUGUUGAUUUUGGAGAAAAAUUGAGAACGGGCUGCUGCUCUGGAUGGUAGGACUGCGUGGUUGGAUGCAGAGCCAGACAGGAAUUAUCAGACCAAGGCAGGAUUAGAUGCAUUAAGUUUAUUUUGAAAAGCGUUAGAAGAAUGGCUAAUUGGACAAAGGAAAAAAAAAAUGCUGACAAGGCACUAACUGGGCAGGGGAAGCAGUUCUGGGUGUUUGGGGGAAUGGGCCCCGAAGCCCUGCAAAAUGGGUCUUUGCUUGUCUCCUUAUUUGUAGAUGAAGCAGCCCCAGAUAUUAAGAGGUGUUUUAAUCAGUGUUCCCUGGGUUGGUGAGGGCAGCUGAUGGGGGAGACAGUAGGUGCUGCAGCGGUCACGUAUAAUGGAAGGGAUGAGGCUAAGGCUAGGCAGAGGGGAAAACAGCAGGAAGAGAAGGCUAGCUUGUUAGCAGCUGCUUUGUGAGGUAGGAAUUUUAGGGGGCAAAGAGGUAAUAAUUAUGGAAAGAAGGGAAACAAAUCUAAAUCAGACAAGACCAAAGGAUUACUGCAAUAAAAGGGAGAUACUGGAAAGGAGAAUACUCUGUGGUCCUGAGAGGGAGGCUAUGGCAGCAACGAAGGGAAAAUCAAAUCAGUCAGGAGCUGAACGAAAGCGAUGAACAGUGAUGGUUACCAGAUCCCCAAGCCCUAGCAGUGGACGGAGAAAACAGAAGUAAUCCUCCCAAGGGACUCUUAAGGAACCAAUUAUAGAUUUGAAAACUAGAGAUAAGACUGACUCAUGUCUGAUAGAUAGCAGCACAACUCAUUCAACAUUAACGACCCCCCAUGAAGGAUCAAGAAUGAAGGGUAAAGAAAAUGCAGGAGUAGAAGGUAAGCCUACGUUUGUAGCCGGGACAGAGGAAAUGGUGGUACAGAGAGGUCCACGGUGCGUUCAUCAUUCUUUUCUGCUGUUGGGAUCGGCACCAGCAAAUUUUGUGGGGAGAUACUCGUUGCGCAAACGAUGGGCAGAGUUGCAGUGUACACCACAAGGAAUUACAUAGUGACUCCUGAUGGAUGAUGUGCCAAAACAUCAUGACUGCUGUAGCAAGUGAAGAAGGGAUAGGAAUGCCCCAGGAACUCAGAUGUACUGAGGGUUUUUUGCACCCAGACAUAGGGUUAUUGAGGUUGUCUAACCCAGUACGGAUAGAAGUGAAGGCAGACAAACCUCCCUCCUUAAAACCAUACCUAUUAUCAUGUCAGGAAGCAAGGGAAGGUAUAAGACAAAUAAUUGAACAUUUUCUGCUGAGAGGGAUUUUAACUCCUUGUGAGUCUUCCUGUAAUAUGUCUUGGUGGUUAAAACCCCUAAACUAGGCUCAGAUGGAAGACAAGUUUAUAGAUUUGUCCAAGGCUUAUGAGCAAUAAAUAAAUGCAUAACUGUACAGCACUCACUAGUUUCUGAUCCUUCAACAAUUAUAGCCGUGAUACCAGCUAACACAAAACGUUUUACAAUGAUUGAUUUGUGCCCAGCUUGCUUCAGUAUAACUGUGCAUCCAGAACCUCAUAUUUUUGCUUUUACCUGGCAAGGGAAACAGUAAACAUGAACUACGUUUCCUCAAGGGUUUGCAGGAUUGUCUGACUUUAUUUUUGAAAAUCUUAGUGACAGGUUUACAGGAUAGUUACUCAGAAACUCUGCGUUAAUACAGUAUGGGGAUGAUGUACUGAUAGCAAGCACAAAUAGGGAAAGUUGUACUGAAGACACAAGUAAUGCCGGUUGCUUUGGCUGAUAAAAGCCAUCAAGUGUCCCCAACCAAAUUACAAUUCUGUAAAGAAAAAGGCAGGGUAUUUAGGGUGUUUUUUGUCAGGAGAGGGCAGGAAGAUACCAGAUGACUGAACAACUAUCCAAGAUAUGCCUAGGCCUAGAAUUGAGACACAGGAAUAGGGUUGUGUACUCCGUACCACUCUCAAUCAUCAUGAGAUGAUUGCUGUCAUGCACAGCAUGAGGUGAGGGCCGAGGAACUUGAGACGGACUCAGCAGAAGCUUGAUUUGGCAGAAAUAUUCAAAUCCUGAACACAUACAGGCUGCAAAACCUAGUCAUUCCAGUCUAUUGCCUUUUUUUCAUGACUUCUGUUCCAGGAGAGACCCCCCAGCUCCAAACCUCUGGUGAAUACACCCAGAUUUCAGUCUCCAAGGAGAUAAAUGUUUAUGGAGGGCUCUAGAGGAAAGAACUAGGGGUUAGUUUGAAGAUGGCAACGUUACCGAAAUUUCCCAAGUUCAUCUUCCAAGUCGGAGCUUUCCCAAGUUGACUUUCCCUGCCCAAAGUGAGACAAGGGAAAGCAAGGAGAAAUGGAUCAAGAGGAACAAGAUGGUCUGGUACCUGAGGAGUGGGCUCUGCCACCUGGACCGGUGCGCUCAGCGGCAGCUCAGCAGUCUUUGCUAUGGGAAUUCAAAGUCUGCAGCACCUCUCCAGAAUGAGCAAGAGGGACGUGAUGUGCUCGAUAAAUGUCUCAAAUGACACUUUGUGGGCUGUGUGCGGCAGUUCUGCCAGCAGGUGCUUGAAAUUGCAGAAUGGCUCCCUAGUGCUGAGGAGUGUGGAGAAGGAGGAUGAAGGAAGAUACGAGUUUUUUUUUCAGAACAUCAGCAGAGUUUUUACACUGGAAGUACUUGAGCUGGCCAUUGGUAUCCAGUGCUUCCCUAAUGGGACUGGAGAGUUGUCCUGCGACGUGUCCAGCAACAGGACCAUCCCCAUUCGGUGGCUGCUGAACGGCACGGCGCUGAACGCCCCAGGGGCUUGCAUUAAGGAUGACGGGAAGAAGGUUCGCCUGGACAAAACCGUGCCUGGGGAAUUUGUAUGUGAGGUUUACCACGGUGACAGAGUCACGAGGACCAAGCCCGUUGCGCUGUCUUGCAGCUAUGGAGACCUGCUGCAGUACCCGUGGUUCAUUUACAUCCUGGCAGGGUGCGCAGGGGGGGCGGUUAUCCUGGUGGUGGCUGUGUCCUCCAUCGUAUGUUGCUGCAUGAAGAGGAAACACAAGUUCAUCCCAGUGCCUUCAGAUGAGGAGAAGGAUGAUGGAGUAACCAUGUCCGUGGUCUCCAGCGAAGCUGUGAAGAGCCCCCCCAAUGGAGACCAUGUUGAGGCUCAAGCUGCCCAGAUUGACUGCCCUCCAAAGCCUGAUGCUGCCCGGACUGGGCAAGCCGUUGAGCCCCAGCCACCGGUGGAAGAAAACUUACCAGUGGGGACAGAGCCUGAGGAAAUGCCAGACCCAGAGGUCAUAGUUGAUGUGGAAAGCCAGGAAAAUGCCUCGGACUGUUUCCCAGAUCCAGCUGAUGACUGAUGUGGCAUGCUCACUGUCCUACCCUGUCUGAGGGCCUACGACAUCCAUCCUUUGCAUCCCAUAGUCUCAUUGUGUUUAAGAGUUGAUCCGGAAAAUUUCAGCAGGGGAAGUAAUGUGAGGUGCCAGGCUUACUAACCUCAUUAUAAAAAAAAAAAAGAAAAAAAAAAAGAAAAAAAAAAAGAAAAAAAAAAAGAAAAAAAAAAAAGAAAAGAAAAUACAAGGAAAAGUACACGGGUGGCUUCAAGGCUGCACUGCUGUGGGCUGACAGAUUCACUAACAAACAAAACUUGGCAGCUCUUUGAUGCUUUGCCUAUUAAUAGACCUGCAGCUGAGCUGUGGAGCCCUAGAGGACCGCCUGGAAUGAGAUGGGCAGUUCCUCCUGCUCCCUGCCCACCCCACGCCUUGCCAUGCCUUCACCAGCCAGUGGUUCCUGCAAGGGGCAGGCAUGACAGGGGGACUGAGGUGGCCUGCCAGUCCCAGACAGAAACAAGGACCUGCCAGAGAUUUCCCGAGAAAGCCUCUUUCUCAGGAGAUUUCAAGGCAUUUUUCGCUGGCCCUGCAAAAAAAAAAAGCUCAGUGGAGGUUUCAGCUAGGUAUCUGCUGUGCCGGGUGUCUAUCUGAAUUGCUCCUCUGAGCUCCAGACCCUUUGGGAUUUGGGCCUUGCUGCUUGCUCCGUGGGGUUGGGAGUGCUGGUGAUCACCCGGGUGGUCGCCCCGGGGGGUGAUGCUGGCUUGCUCGCCUUUCAACGCCCUGCAAUGGCAGGGGGCUAUGGGUUGGUUACCUUUUACCAGCACCUAACUCCUCAGGUUGCCAGCGAGUUCCAACAACUCUGUCAUUAGCUUGCUUGCUUGCAGCAGAAGGGUGCCUGGGGUCUGGGGGUGUGAUUUUCGCAGAAACGUUGAUUAGAAUGCUGAGACCGUUCAUCAGUGCAAGCAUUAGUGCCUUUGGUGUAAUGGUUUAGCUACGGCAAGCUGGUUAAGCUGGUCAUCUGCCUGUGCAUGUAGGCUUUUUCGGUGCUGUGUUAUUUGCACAGACAGCAGCAAUUUAUAGAACCUUUUAGGCAAGUCUCACCGCUUACACGUGUCCUGUUCUGCUCGGGGGAGGUUUGCGAGUGGAGCAGCUGGGGUAGACCUGCAGGGGAGAAGGACAAGGUGAGGGAGGGCGAGGACUCUCGCAGGCAGCAGGUAGCCCAGUCCCUGGCAAAGCUUCCAGGGGCUGCAGGGCACGGGGAGUGCUGCAGGAUGCGCUGCCUGAGCAGGGUGUUUGCUGUAGAAGUGCAUUUUGGUAGUCGGAAGGGAGGUGUGUUGCUGUUAAACUAGCCCAGUAGGCUGGAAAGGCUUGGCGGAGUUAAAGCAGAGAUGGUGCAGAACGGGGCUGAGAGGGACGGGGAGGUGCGUGUUGCGUUCCUUGCGUCCCUUGUCAUUUUGUCCCUGUCUUAGAUUGCGCUGACAUUGUGCCGUUGGGAACGGAUUUAGGGUAUGCCUGGUUCGUGCCACCCAGCGAGGUCUGCAGGUCCCCCAGCAGAACGAAACCCAAGCUGGGCGCUCCCCUCCCAGUCUGGGGAGCUGGCGGAUGGCUGCACGCUUCCCCUUCGUGUCUGCCUCCGUGGCAAAGCUCUGCAUCGGUGACGCCCAGCCAUAGGUGGUUGUUCUUAUUUCCUCGUCCCGCGGCUCUGUUUAGAAGAUUUUUGGGUCUUGUGUGCUGUGUUGGUGGUGAUUCAGCCUGCCUCUGCUUUUGUAAGGCUGCUGUAGGAAUCGGAUCGUCCACAGUCAAAGGGAGAUAAUAAUUCUUUUCCUCACGGUGCUGUGCUAUCUCCUUUCGGUACAAACAUUCCUCAAAGGCUGUGAGUUGAAUGUCAGGAAUGUGGUGGCCAGUGCUUGGGGUGGCAGCUGCCUGGAGGCAGCGAUGCUGGGUGAACAGGAGCCGGUGUCACCAAAAUGAGGGGACGAAGUCAGCUUUGCUUCUCUUCUGCACUUUCUGGCAGGGGCAGGCAGGGGACACUCGACUCCAGUACAUAUUUUGAAGGCUGAACGGUGCUCUGAGCUGCACUCGAGAAGAUGCCAGCGUUUCAGGUGCUGAGGGUGACACAGCUGGGCCAGCCUUGUCCCAGUGCAUCCCGGCUCCAGCUUGCCCUGGUGCUGCCUUGCUGCUGUCAACCCCGGGCGGGGGGACACUGGGGGUGCCUUGUUAGCACCGCCACUGGUGUAACCCCAGUCUGGGAAGGGUUUUUCCCAUUGAGAUGGGAAUCGGAGACUCGAGAUGUCUUUAUGAGGCAGAUAGGACCCAGCUGGUUUUCUGUCCUUCCCUGCUGAAGAUGCUGUUCAGCAAUGGGGCAAAGAUUUCUGUUACUGGGAGGUCAGUAGAGAAGCUGUGCAACCUGCGCUCUUCUUUUAACCAUGUGUGUUCAUGCCCAGCUAUUGUUCUUUUUUGGUGUUCUUUUUCUUUUCCUCGUGAUAAUUUUGUUCCUAAUAAAAAGAUCUGUUUUCUAACUUG
Molecule: messenger RNA, 6729 nt
Organism: Falco peregrinus (peregrine falcon)
Lineage: Eukaryota; Metazoa; Chordata; Aves; Falconiformes; Falconidae
Exons: 7
Coding region: 3340-4236 (298 amino acids)
Source: RefSeq, a predicted model, not a curated record